AUGGGGUCCGGGCCAGUGAUCCACACGGAGCUGUUCACAUCAACUGAGCUCCUCUCACAGCCAUGGCUGCCGGAACUCACCCACAUGAUCAACGCAAGCUAUACGGUCAGCCACACCAACAAAAUCAAGUAUCUCGACGACAAACUCAGACUUCGUACCGACAGCGAACUUUCCGAGGAAUUAGGUGCAGAUGGGUUCACAGCUGUUGCAUUUGCCUCUGACGGCACAGACGAAAAACCCCAAGUCAUCGGCACUGCAAGCAUGAAGCCGUGGAAAGAUGAUGGGCUCUGGAACCCCCUCGACCACGAUGAUACCAUUCAUGACCCUACGACAGAAAAAGUGAACAGCGAAAUGGAGCAGAUCAUCCGUCACCACGCCUGUCCGGGGGACUAUGAGCUUGCUGUGGUGGCGCUCCCGCCAGAUCCCCGUUACCGCGGGAAAGGCAUUGCGGGAAGGCUGGUGAGGGCGUGUGAAGAUGAGGUCCUACGACGUCGGAGACACGAAGCUGAUCGUGAAAGGCCUGUGAAGGUCAUGAUUCGGGUCUCGAAAGAAAAUGCAGGAGACUAUUGGCUCAAGCAGGGAUUCAAGACUGUGGGUAGCCGGAGGUGUCCCAAGGGUUUCUGGGAUUCCCUCGAGGAAUUUACCAUGUGGGCCAUGAUCCGUGAGCUUCAUCAUCAAUAG
Messenger RNA from Penicillium daleae, 681 nucleotides. Its product is annotated as GNAT family N-acetyltransferase. The record is from RefSeq and is a predicted model, not a curated record. Gene Ontology annotation, molecular function: acyltransferase activity, transferring groups other than amino-acyl groups. The transcript has a single exon. Lineage: Eukaryota; Fungi; Ascomycota; Eurotiomycetes; Eurotiales; Aspergillaceae. Bases 1 to 681 code for a protein of 226 amino acids.